Molecule: messenger RNA, 1580 nt
Organism: Corticium candelabrum
Lineage: Eukaryota; Metazoa; Porifera; Homoscleromorpha; Homosclerophorida; Plakinidae
Product: protein SPMIP7-like
Exons: 9
Coding region: 175-1353 (392 amino acids)
Source: RefSeq, a predicted model, not a curated record
AAUUAAAUACCAAAUAUGCUAAUAUAAAUGCAUUGACGUCACGGCCCAGUGCACACGUGCGAUUUCGCGCUAAAUUGUUCUCACGUGCUACACAUUGCCAGUUUAGCACGUGCCUGUCGUCAUGACAUCUCCGCGUGUUUGCACUACCAAGCACUAGCCACAUCCCCACACCCGAUGGUCGACUCUUCGCUGCGUCCUCGCCCCAAGUCGAGCACACUCUUCCGCACCGACGCCAACGCCUCGACGUCCCACGACUCGCUCCAGGACUCCCGGCGCGCCCGUUCAGCCCACUUCCUCACCCGCCACGCAUCCCGCCAAUAUCUUGCCGCCCAACACUUUCCCGACGCGAUCAACUUCAAGAGAUGCAACGAUGACGUACCGUCACCGCAUCGGGAGGACAACCCGGUCGUAGAUCCGGUCUCCGGCGUUCUAGCGCUGGGGAUGGACACCCAAGCCACGCCCCUCCGGAUGUCCACAUGGCCACGUGCAAAGUCUGCAAGGAGUCCGUCGAGUAAAAGCGUGCGGAGGCCUCCACAGCGAGCUAAGUCUACUGUUGUUGUCGUCGCGUCCGCGCGCGUUGCUGGAGAGAGGAGGCUGGCUGUGGCUCCUGCACGCGGUUGGGUGACUGAGCGAGGUGGUAGUGCGACGCCCGAGAUCGAGAGGUCUGUUAGUCCGGAUCUGGAGCUGGAGGAGAUUGGCAUGCAGCAGGCGAGGACGCAGGAAGAAGAUGGGAAGGCGUUUAGAGAUGCUCUGGUGGCUAAAGCGCUUUAUAGGACGUCGACUCAAAGUGCUUAUGACGACGUCCAAUGGUACAAAAAGUUGCCAGCUCGACCAUCACCCCCAGACCAUCAUGAGAGCAAACCCGACACAAUAUCAACUCGACUCAAUAUCAAACGCUACGCCUCAGCACCAGCAGGCUGGCAGGCUGUCGGUCGAGUAUGGGAUUAUGUUCAAGCGCGUGAUGGACACCACAUUCGAGGACCUCAAGCGGUCGUGUUCCACAGCUCACACAAAAAAGACAAGAUUCCCAACUACUAUGGGCAUUUGCCUGAUCAAGAAACGGCCGAGAACAGCGAGAUUCCGAUGGGACGAUACACGCAAAUAUAUCACUUGAAGCCACGACCGACAAAAACCGCUUGUAAACAGAACAUUCCAGGAUAUUGCGGUCACGUUCACUGGACUGCCAAGCACGUGACUAACAGUGAUUUGGGAUCGCCACUCAAAACGACGACAGGAAGAAUACAUAGGCCCAUCCCGUUGGAAGAAGAACAAUCGCCGUUCAGUCGUACUGGCAUUCUAUCAAAGAUGGUGACUCUUACUCACCCGUAUAAUCCUUUCAACAAAGUCUACUAACAAAACCCUAACCACCUAAUCUAUUAUUGCACAAUCGAAUCUACUGUACAGCUGGCUCAUUGACAGCAACUUAUCUACACUUUGCACCUUUGUCUCAACAUCGUGCAUACAGUUUGCGUAUCCUGGAGAGGGCGCACGUCGAGUUGACGCUAGUUUUCUACCGAGUGACAGUCAGUCUGAGUCUGCGUUGUUAUUCUAUAAUAAAGAUCUUUAGAGAAGAACCUGGA